AUGCAUGGAAAGGAAUUGAAAACUUAUGGAGUUGUGACGGAGAGAAGGAGAACUCAUUUUGAAACAGUGUAUCAGCGAGAUAAGGGCUAUGAUCCAGUCAUUAGAAUCCCUUGUACUUCUGCUACAGUUUCAUCUAAGGUCAACAUCAUCCAGCCAAUGCUGACAAAUCUGGUAAUAACACCUUCCAAUCCUGCUCACAAUGGCCGUGUAUGCAGUACAUGGGGCAACUUCCACUUCAAGACCUUUGAUGGAGACAUAUUCUCCUUCCCUGGACUCUGUAAUUAUGUUUUUGCAUCCCAUUGCAACACUCCCUAUGAGGAUUUCAACAUCCAGAUUAGGCGCAUAGUGGUGGAAAAUGCUCCAACAAUCAGCCGUAUCACAAUGAAGCUUGAAGGUGUAGCUGCUGAACUAACAAAGGAUGCUGUCAUGAUCAACAGCAACAGAGUUCAACUGCCAUACAGCCAAUCUGGAAUUACAAUAGAGAAGAGCAGCAUUUAUAUGAAAGUUGCCAGCAAAAUGGGUAUUAUGUUGAUGUGGAAUGAAGAUGACAGUGUCCUGCUGGAAUUGAAUGAGAAAUAUGCCAAUCAGACAUGUGGACUUUGUGGGGACUUCAACGGCUUUCCAAUUUACAAUGAGUUCUAUUCAAAUAAUAUUAAGAUGACAGCCUUGCAGUUUGGGAAUAUGCAGAAAAUGGAUGGCCCAACGGAACACUGUGAAGACGCCACUUCUACCCUGACAGCUAAUUGCACUGAUAAUUUUGAUGACAUAUGCCAGAAAACAUUGACCAGCUCUGCAUUUGCUGAGUGUAAUGAACUAGUUGAUGUUAGAGAGUACAUUAUGACUUGCCAAGAAGACUUGUGCUACUCUGAGGAGUCUAAAAACGCCUCAUGCAUCUGUGACACCUUUGCUGAAUACUCCCGGCAGUGUGCUCAUGCUGGUGGGCAUCCUCUGAACUGGAGAACCUCAGUACUGUGCCCCAAGAAGUGUCCUUACAACAUGCAGUACCAGGAAUGCAGCUCCCCCUGUGCUGACACAUGCACCAAUCCUGAAAGAUCUCAGUUUUGUGAAGAACACUGCAUGGAUGGUUGUUUCUGCCCUCCAGGGACUGUAUUUGAUGACAUCAACUAUUCUGGCUGCAUUCCCCAACAGCAGUGCUCCUGUAUUUACAAUGGCAACACCUACGCUACAGGAACUUCUUUUUCAGAGCAGUGCCGUUCCUGUACCUGUAAUGGAGGCCAGUGGAGCUGCCAAGACAUGUCAUGCCCAGGAGUAUGUUCAGUAGAGGGAGGUUCGCACAUUACCACAUACGAUAAAAAACAUUAUGAUCACCAUGGAGACUGUACUUACAUCCUUUCUAAGCACUGUAAUGAUGAUGAAACCUUCACCAUCCUGGUAGAACUACGCAAAUGUGGCCUGACAGACACUGAGACAUGCUUAAAGACAGUGACCCUCAACAUGAAUAAAGGACAAACUCUCAUCGAGGUGAAACCUGAUGGUGGUGUGUUUGUGAACUCGAUCUACACCCAGCUGCCCUUCUCAGCAGCUAAUUCCACCGUGUUCAGACCAUCAUCAUUCUUCAUCAUCAUGCAGACAAAAUUUGGUGUCCACCUUGAAAUCCAAAUCACACCUAUCAUGCAAGUAUAUGUGCGACUGGAUCCUAUUUUCAAAGACCAGACCUGUGGUCUCUGUGGAAAUUUCAAUAAUAUCCAGACUGAUGACUUCAUGGCCAUAAGUGGAAUAAUUGAAGGAACAGCAACAGCAUUUGCUAAUACGUGGAGAACUCAGGCUUCAUGCCCUAAUAUCCAGCGCAGUUUUGAGAACCCUUGUGCACUCAGCAUUGAUAAUGAAAAAUAUGCUCAGCAUUGGUGUGGACUACUAACUGACAAGCAAGGACCUUUUGCUGAUUGUCACUAUGCAGUGAAUCCCUCUGUUUACUACACGAACUGCAUGUUUGACACAUGCAACUGUGAAAAUAGUGAGGACUGUCUGUGUGCAGCCCUGUCUUCCUACGUGAGAGCAUGUGCUGCAAAAGGAAUCCAGCUGAGUGGAUGGAGGACUGACGUCUGUUCAAAAUACACCACCACAUGUCCCAAAUCCCUAAGCUACAGCUAUACCAUCUCUUCCUGUCAACCCACUUGUCGGUCUCUGAGUGAGCCUGAUGUCACAUGCAACAUUAAGUUUGUCCCAGUCGAUGGCUGUACCUGCGUAAAUGGAACCUACAUGGAUGAAAGUGGCAAAUGUGUGCCUGCUAAUGAAUGCCCCUGCUACUAUAGAGGAUCUCCCAUACCAUUUGGAGAAGUUGUCCAUGAAAAUGGGCUUGUAUGCACUUGCAUCCAGGGAAGACUGAAUUGCAUUGGAACACCCAGUCCAACUCCAGUUUGUGAAUCUCCUAUGGUCUACUUCGAUUGUGGAAACAUCACCGCAGGAAUAACUGGAGCAGAAUGUCAAAAAAGUUGCCAGACUCUGGAUAUACAGUGUUAUAGCACACAAUGUACAUCUGGUUGCGUAUGCCCAGCUGGGCUUGUGUUGGAUGGGAAUGGUGGCUGUAUUCCUGAAGAGGAAUGCCCGUGUAUUCACAAUGAAGUCAUUUAUCAGCCUGGGGAAAAGAUCAACGUUGACUGUAACACCUGUGUAUGCAAGAAUAGGAAGUGGGAAUGCACGGAAGAGGAAUGUCUGGGCACUUGUGCUAUUUAUGGAGAUGGUCAUUAUAAUACCUUUGAUGACAAGAGGUUCAGUUUCAACGGAAACUGUGAAUAUACACUAGUCCAGGACCACUGUGGGACAGUCAAUGGGACAUUCAGGGUUGUCACUGAAAAUAUUCCCUGUGGCAACACUGGGACAACUUGCUCAAAAUCUAUCAAAGUUUUCUUAGAGAGCUAUGAACUGAUACUUGGUGAGGAGCAUGUCAGUGUUGUAAAGAGAGGACAAAAUGAUGAGGUGCCAUACACACUCCGCUAUAUGGGUAUGUACAUAGUAAUUGAAACCACGAGCGGACUGAUCCUCAUGUGGGACAAGAAAACCAGCAUCUUCAUCAAGCUCAGCCCUGAUUUUAAGGGCCAGAUCUGUGGCCUCUGUGGAAAUUAUGAUGGCAACGGCAUCAAUGACUUUACUACAAGAAGUCAGUCUGUGGUACAGAAUGUCCUAGAGUUUGGAAACAGCUGGAAAGUAUCCUCUACAUGUCCUGAUGCUUAUAGCAUAAAGGACCCAUGUUCUACCAACCCUUAUCGAAAGUCCUGGUCAGAGAAGCAGUGUAGCAUCAUCAACAGCAACGUCUUCGCUGCCUGUCACUCUCAGGUUGAACCAGCAAAAUAUUAUGAAGCAUGCGUGACAGAUGCUUGUGCAUGUGACACUGGAGGAGACUGUGAUUGCUUUUGUACAGCAGUAGCUGCCUAUGCUCAAGCAUGUAGUGAAGUUGGUGUCUGCAUAGCCUGGAGAACCCCAUCAAUCUGUCCACUGUUCUGUGAUUACUACAACCAACAAGGGGAAUGUGAAUGGCACUAUAAACCUUGUGGAGCCUCCUGUAUGAAGACCUGUAGGAACCCAAGUGGAAAAUGCCUCCAUAACUUGCCAGGUUUAGAAGGAUGCUACCCUAACUGCCCACCAGACAAGCCAUAUUUUCAUGAGGAUCAGAUGAAAUGUGUCAGUCUCUGUGACUGUUACGAUAAUGAAGACGGAAAGAUAUACAAACGAGAUGAAUGUAACUUAUGUGAAUGUACAUCAGAAGGUUUGCAGUGCAAGUUCGAUGAUACAGCAUGCCACUGCAUUUAUGAAGGGAACAGCUAUAAAUAUGGUGAACUCAUCUACAACACCACAGAUGGAACUGGAUGGUGUUUCAGUGCAACAUGUGAUGUCAACGGAACAAUAAACAGAAAUAUCUUUAAAUGUGGCAUCUCUACAACACCACCAUUUACAUUUUCUACAAGUCAGCCCACAACUACUGCUUCAGAAAUGGCAACCACAACACCAGUAACAACUGUAUGUGUGAAGAAUGUAUGUGCAUGGUCAGAAUGGUACGAUUCCACACAGCCUGAAAACAAUGAGGACAGUGGAGAUUAUGAAACAUUUGAAAAACUCAGAGAUGAAGGAUACAGUGUGUGUGAAAACCCUAACGCUGUUCAAUGCAGAUCCAAAGAACACCCAGACACAGAAAUAAACAAUCUUAACCAAACGGUAGAAUGUAGUCAAAGCACAGGACUAAUAUGCAAUAACAAAGACCAACAAUCUAAGUACUGCUAUAAUUAUGAAAUCAGAAUAUCAUGCUGCAGCUACAUACCAUGUUCAGAAAUAGAAACUACAACACCAAGAACCACAGAAGAAUUCACGACGACUGCUGUAAAACCAACGCCAUAUACAUUACAGACAAGGAUAAAACCAACAACACAAAAACAAGAAACGGAAGCGCAAAAAACAGAAAUACCUACACUGUCACCAAGAGACAGAGAAAGCACAACAGGUUAUCAGACCAAGUCAACUCCAGCAGAAAUCACCUCUGUGGCAACGCAGACAUCAGCAUCACCAAGUACUGCCUCAACCCUCACAGAGUCAGCGAUGUCAACAACCACAGUCAGCACAGUUAUCAUCAGGACAAGACCUCUGCCAACAGAAGGUACAACCAUCAACACACCCACACCAACAGUGCCCACCUCAGCCAGUGCCACCACCACCACCUCCAGGACGACAACAGGAAGCACCACAACGUCCACAGCCACAUCUGCUCCAGUAGAAACCUCCACGGUAGCAACACAGCUUCCUACGUCAACCCCUACAGCCACCACUACCCCUGAAUCAAAACUAAGAACCACCACUGGCACCACUGCAAUCCCCAGUACCACUGUCCCACCAUCACAAGGCACGACGACCAUCAUCACUACCACCAGCAGCACCAGCACCACAAAGACCUCUCCGUCAACUCCACCAGGCACAACCAUCAUAAUACCCACCACACCCACACCAACAGUGUCCACCUCAGCCAGUAGCACCACCACUACAUCUAGAACCACUGCAGAAAGCACCACAAUGUCCACAGGCACAUCGGGUCCAGCAGAAACCUCCACGGUGGCAACACAGCCUCCUACAUCAACCACUACGGCAUCCACUACCCCCGAAUCAAAACUAAGAACCACUGCUGGCACCACUGCAAUACCCAGUACCGCUGUCCCACCAUCACAAGGCACGACCAUCAUCGCUACCACCAGCAGCACCAGCACCACAAAGACCUCUCCCCGUCUGACAGAAGGCACAACCAUCAUCACAUCCACAGCACCUGUGCCCACCGCAGAAACCACCACGACUGCCAUCACCUCCAAGACCACAAACGGGUGCCAGCAGCGCUGCGCCUGGACACAGUGGUUUAACCUGGACUCCCCUAGCUCUGGUAGCGAAAAUGGAGACAUAGAGACAUUUGCAAAAAUAAGAGCUGCUGGGUAUGCACUGUGCGACAAGCCACAAGAUAUCGAGUGCCGUGCUAAAGAUUACCCUGAUAGGAGUCUGGACAAACUGGGACAGAAAUUUGAGUGCAGCCUUGACGCCGGUCUUGUGUGCAGAAAUAAAGAUCAGAUCACAAAGUAUCCCUUUUGCUUUGACUAUGAGAUCAAGGUGCUGUGCUGUGACUGUCAGACAACAUCAGCACCAACAACAACCACUGCAGGCUACACACCCAGAGAAACCUCCACUGUGGGAAACGAAACUCCAGCAGCAGGAACUUCUGCCUCCACCCUCACCCAGCCAGCAACAGUAACCACCGCUGGCACCACAGUUAUCCUCAGCACCGCUGCCCCAACAACAAAAGGCACAACCAUCAUCACGACCACCAGCAGCACCAGCACCACAAAGACCUCUCCUCCACCACCACCACCAGGCACAACCAUCAUAAUACCCACCACAGCCACACCAACAGUGCCCACCUCAGCCAGUAGCACUGCCACCACCUCCAGAACCACUGCAGAAAGCACCACAACAUCCACAGCCACAUCUGCUCCAGUAGAAACCUCCACGGUGGCAACACAGCCUCCUACAUCAACCACUACGGCAUCCACUACCCCCGAAUCAAAACUAAGAACCACCGCUGGCACCACUGCAAUCCCCAGUACCACCGCCCCACCAUCACAAGGCACGACCAUCAUCACAACCACCAGCAGCACCAGCACCACAAAGACCUCUCCUCCACCACCACCACCAGGCACAACCAUCAUAAUACCCACCACAGCCACACCAACAGUGCCCACCUCAGCCAGUAGCACUGCCACCACCUCCAGAACCACUGCAGAAAGCACCACAACAUCCACAGCCACAUCUGCUCCAGUAGAAACCUCCACGGUGGCAACACAGCCUCCUACAUCAACCACUACGGCAUCCACUACCCCCGAAUCAAAACUAAGAACCACCGCUGGCACCACUGCAAUCCCCAGUACCACCGCCCCACCAUCACAAGGCACGACCAUCAUCACAACCACCAGCAGCACCAGCACCACAAAGACCUCUCCUCCACCACCACCACCAGGCACAACCAUCAUAAUACCCACCACAGCCACACCAACAGUGCCCACCUCAGCCAGUAGCACUGCCACCACCUCCAGAACCACUGCAGAAAGCACCACAACAUCCACAGCCACAUCUGCUCCAGUAGAAACCUCCACGGUGGCAACACAGCCUCCUACAUCAACCACUACGGCAUCCACUACCCCCGAAUCAAAACUAAGAACCACCGCUGGCACCACUGCAAUCCCCAGUACCACCGCCCCACCAUCACAAGGCACGACCAUCAUCACAACCACCAGCAGCACCAGCACCACAAAGACCUCUCCUCCACCACCACCACCAGGCACAACCAUCAUAAUACCCACCACAGCCACACCAACAGUGCCCACCUCAGCCAGUAGCACUGCCACCACCUCCAGAACCACUGCAGAAAGCACCACAACAUCCACAGCCACAUCUGCUCCAGUAGAAACCUCCACGGUGGCAACACAGCCUCCUACAUCAACCACUACGGCAUCCACUACCCCCGAAUCAAAACUAAGAACCACCGCUGGCACCACUGCAAUCCCCAGUACCACCGCCCCACCAUCACAAGGCACGACCAUCAUCACAACCACCAGCAGCACCAGCACCACAAAGACCUCUCCUCCACCACCACCACCAGGCACAACCAUCAUAAUACCCACCACAGCCACACCAACAGUGCCCACCUCAGCCAGUAGCACUGCCACCACCUCCAGAACCACUGCAGAAAGCACCACAACAUCCACAGCCACAUCUGCUCCAGUAGAAACCUCCACGGUGGCAACACAGCCUCCUACAUCAACCACUACGGCAUCCACUACCCCCGAAUCAAAAAUAAGAACCACUGCUGGCACCACUGCAAUACCUGGCACCACUGCAAUCCCCGGUACUACUACUCUACCAACCCAAGGUACAACCAUCAUUACUGAGACAAGCAGAGCCAGCACCUCCAGCACCUCUCCAGCUCCAAUACAAGGAACAACCAUCAUCACACCCACACCAACCACAGCGCCCAGCUCAGCCAGUAGCACCACCUCCAGAAACACUGCAGAAACCACCAAAAUGUCCACGGCUACUUCUGCUCCAGAAGAAACUUCCACGGUGGCAACACAGCCUCCUACAUCAACCACUAUGGCAUCCACUACCCCCGAAUCAAAACUAAGAUCCACCGCUGGCACCACUGCAAUCCCCAGCACAACCAUUAUCACAACCACCACAGCCACACCAACAGUGCCCACCUCAGCCAGUAGCACUGCCACCACCUCCAGAACCACUGCAGAAAGCACCACAACAUCCACAGCCACAUCUGCUCCAGUAGAAACCUCCACGGUGGUAACACAGCCUCCUACAUCAACCACUACGGCAUCCACUACCCCCGAAUCAAAAAUAAGAACCACCGCUGGCACCACUGCAACCUUCAUCUCUUCUCCAAGCACUCGUGUAAUACCAGAAACAAGUACAUAUGUUACACCGAGCAGAACAACUCCAUGUUUUUGUCACGUGUUUGGCAAUUUGUUUUCUCCUGGUGAAGUUGUAUAUAACAGAACAGAUAGUGCUGGCUGCAAUUUUUAUGCACUUUGCAGCAAGGAAUGCGAAAUUGACCCUUUCCAGGGACCCUGUCCUUCGACAACUCCUUUCACUCCAGUUGCCUUAGAAACUACAACAGAAGCCGCCUCAUCCCCAGAACAUGUAUUUUCUUCUGUCUCUCCAACCACAGCGACAUCUCUCACAACUUCAGUAGAAAGGAACUGUACUGAUGUCAAUCCUCCACGAAAGCCUGGAGAGAACUGGAUAAGUGAAUGCCAGAAGUGUGUCUGUGACCCUCUCACUGCUACCGUACAAUGCCAGCCGCUCCAAUGCCAAACAGUUCAGAAACCAGUUUGUGACCUAGGAUUUAUUUCCAUGCCUGUACUACCACCGAAAGAUCCAUGUUGUCCUGAAUUUGAAUGCCAACAAAUACCUGACAUCUGUGUGAUUGACGGUACAAUGUACACGGUUGGGAUGUCAACAAUAAUCGAUUCAUGUAAGAAAUGUACCUGCAGUUCUGUGAAAGAUCCGGUGACUAAGGCAAAUAUUGUACAUUGUGAAACAGUUCAAUGUGAAAGCUCUUGCCCACCGGGUCAUCAAUAUAUGAUUGAAGAUGGAGAGUGCUGUGGGAAAUGUAUUGAAGUAGCUUGCGCAAUCAAACUAAGUAAUGACACUGUUCAUGUGCUCAAUGUUGAUGAGAUCCUGCCACUCGACCAGUGCAGCCAUUACAAAUGUGAAAAAAUUGAAGAUCAAUUUGUUGCAGUCCAAACUAAAAAAGUUUGCCCUGAGUACAACCCAGGAGAGUGCGAUCCUGAUGAAGCAGAGACUACUCCUGAUGGCUGCUGCAAAAUAUGUAAACCUACGAACUGCAAACCUUACAGCAAAAAAACUGUGAUCCGUCAUGGUGACUGUGAAUCCCCUGAACCUGUUGAGCUGGCAUACUGUGAAGGAACUUGUCCUGGCUCCUCGGUGUAUUCUCUUGAAGCAAACCAGAUGCAACAUGAUUGUAGCUGCUGCCACGAGUUCAGCACCCAAACAAGAGAGGUGACAUUAACUUGCCAAAAUGGAACAAGCAUAAAUUAUAACUAUGUCUACGUGGAACAAUGCCAGUGUAUGAAUGCAUGCACUUCGCAAACUUCUGCACCACCUGGCUCCCAAUUGAACCAAAUUGCAGCAUAUGGUUCGCAAUUGAAAAUCAGAAGAAGAAAGAGAUGAUGGUUGGAAAAAGAAAGCAGAGACCCUAGGGAAGCUGGAAUCACAUUUUCCUCCAAAUAACUUGUACUCCUUCCCUAACAGAUCUUCCAUCAGUUUCUGUUACCACCUUUUGGAAAAGUUAUAUAACAUGUUUUGGGAAAAAAAGGUUUAGACGGUCUCUGAAAAAUAAAACCAGAAACCAUUGUAGCUACAUUGCACUUAACUCUUGUGCCUAGAGAAAGCUUUAUUACAUAUCAUUUUUAUGGAUGUAAUAGUCCUG
Molecule: messenger RNA, 9502 nt
Organism: Calidris pugnax (ruff)
Lineage: Eukaryota; Metazoa; Chordata; Aves; Charadriiformes; Scolopacidae
Product: mucin-2-like
Exons: 41
Coding region: 1-9243 (3080 amino acids)
Cellular component (GO): extracellular matrix
Molecular function (GO): protein binding
Source: RefSeq, a predicted model, not a curated record